GAAUGUUGAUUUCGAUGUGAAAUUCCGAAAAACAGAUUUCUAAGUUCGGAAACUGACAAAAUUAUCCAACAGCUUGUGUAUAUAUUUUUCUGAAUGUCUCGAUUUGUAGUACUUUUUGUUUUGGACUUUGUUUCUUAUCUACAGUGAGAUUAUUUUACGAAAAAACAUCGGUUGUUUUCCAACUUUGGACUUACGAACAUCAGCGAGCAUCUCAUUCAAGAAGUAUUACGAGUGAUGAUUUGAUUUCGGCAAUGAAUCAUACUUAUAGAUAUAUUUCGCAAUUUCAAAAAGUACCUACUUAACAAGGGGCUAUGGCUGCGCCUGCGUCCACCCUGGAGAUAAUAAGCAGGAUAUUCUUUUGUCAUCCACCUUGAUCUUUGUUUGUGUGUUUCUACUUCUAGUAGAGACUAGUCCUAACAAUUAUGUUCAGCCUUUAUUAAAUUUUAUUUCGAACAUUCAAAAUGAAAGUUAAAUACAUACAUUCUGUUAUUUCUUCUAUACCAUUUCUAGAGGACCUCAUAAGAUCGAUAGUUUCUUAUGUUUUGUUGUUUUACUUCUUUUAUUAUUGUUAUACAAGAAGUUGGACAACAUGGGAUAAGCGCAGAUGAAAGAUAGGAGUUAGAGACGAUGAACAUCAAACAUUCCAUAUUUAUAGUUCUUUUAUUCAAAACUAUAGGACAAUUGAUCGCAAGUGAUACAGAUUGCUUAUCGUUUGAUGUCCUUCUGACUCAAACUAUUGACAAUACAGGCUUUCAUAGAGAAUUUAAAUGGUUACUAGAAAUUACUAAGCCUGUGAGGGAUGUCAUUUCAGAGUACAAAUGUAGUUUUAUAGUUCAAAUAGAUAUGCCUCAGGGGGCAUUUGUCAAUCCUGAUCAAUUAUCUGAUCUACAGCGAAUGGGUAUUCUUAAGGCUGUGAUUGAUGGAUUUGUCGAUGUUGAACAGAUUGAACAUGAGGCCUCAAAUCACACUGUCAACAUAUUCAUUGAGACUGAUGAUUACACCAAAGUUCCUAUUGUUUUACCAUUCCAUUUGAGAUAUCAAAGAGCCCAAAUAUCGGGUGGCUAUGCGAAAGUUACAUUACCUAAACCCAAUUUAUUAGCUAGGUGUUCCCAAAAACUGAAAAAGUUUUGUAGUAGAAAAUCGGUACUAGCACCUUGUGGCUUGAAUAGUCUGAAGAAAUGUAGGUGGAUGAAUUUAACCUACAAAGCACUAUUCAACAUUGACGAGGUUCAAGUUCCUGUUGGAGACCUGGAUCAUUAUCCUUUAGUGUCAAUAGUUUCUCUAUUGAUAGGAUGUUUUGGUUGCAUAUAUGUGUUGUCCCUUUUAUCAAUGUUUUCUAAGAAACCAUUAUUUGUACAAAAAAUUGAAUAAAACCUCAAUAUCACAUUU
Molecule: messenger RNA, 1389 nt
Organism: Coccinella septempunctata (seven-spotted ladybird)
Lineage: Eukaryota; Metazoa; Arthropoda; Insecta; Coleoptera; Coccinellidae
Product: phosphatidylinositol-glycan biosynthesis class X protein-like
Exons: 6
Coding region: 628-1371 (247 amino acids)
Biological process (GO): GPI anchor biosynthetic process
Cellular component (GO): endoplasmic reticulum membrane
Source: RefSeq, a predicted model, not a curated record